CUUUGCGGGAACGCCGGGAAACCUGUGCGGUUUUGAGCUUGAAAUCCGGAAAAAGGUGCCCACCUCCUCUUCCGUUUUGUGUAGUUCCUCGGCGUCCAUUCGUAACGGUGUUGUGGCUGGUGGAUAAAUCGCGGAGCUGCCGCUGAAAAAACAGUAUCACUUUUUUGCUGCGUUCGCCAAUUAGUCCGCAAAAAGUGGUCUUGCAGAUUUCCUGGUACGGCUUGUCGCGUCGUAAUACCGUCCCUCUUCCCGGAAGGCUCCCGUUGACGCUCAAGGAUUCGCGAAGAUGUUCGACGAUGAGAAGGAAUAAUGCAAAGCAUAGUGAACGGUGGUAGUGUCGGGGGAAACUCUGAAAACAAUCAGCAAACCGCUUCCGGCAUCCAGCAGCAGCCAAAACAUGAAGAUGAAAUUAUGCCCAUGAGCAAGGAUAGGCUCGCAAACGACUUCGAUUCGAUCCGCAAUUCGAUAGAAAUUAAUCCUUUGGAGAGUGCAAAAACUGACGUGACAACCGAUUGCCCGCCGGACAGCGAAGAGGGUGGCAACAACGGCGGCAACGACGACGGCGGCGAAUCAUCCUCAGGACAGGACCAUCAGCAAAUUCGAUUGGUAUCUUUGGAUAAGUUACUGCGAACCAGCCUGAUAGAGACCUUGGAUGAGCAGCAAGAAGGUGAAGAGGACGACGUACUCUUCGUCAGCUCGUCAAACAGCAGCAGCAGAAGAAGGGGUCGCGAUCGCCAAGUUAAAAAGGCCAAUGCCAGCAUAAUUGAAAUAAAUAGCAGCGAUACCAGCGACAGUGACUGUUUCAUCGGUCCACCAUCAAACACUUCUCCUAGGAGCAAGCGAAAUCCUUCAAAAACGCCUCGCCGCAUCAGCAGCAAACCGGCGCAGAGCAGCCCCAUCCACAACAGUCAAUCCUCGCCGACAGUGUACCAAACGCGCGACUUUACUGUAGUAGUGGAAAAAUUGCCCACAGACCUGAGGUCAAUAGAAUCGUUGUACGGUGUAACGGUACACGAUCUUAACGACAAGAGAAUCGAAAGAUUCUUAUCAAACACAAACUAUUUCGGUGACUUAAAACGCACCAAAGCUCUUGUAUCCAAUCAAACGAAGCCUACUAAGCCGGCAAACGGCGAUAAAGCUCGCGCUAAAAAGCGUAUGCUGAGUGAAUCCGAUUCAGAGAAACCGGCAAAAAGCAAGACCGAAUCCGAUUCUGCAAAACAGGCAAAAAGUGCGGGCAGCGAAUCUGAUUCCGAUAAACCGCUAAAAAGUCGAAAAAAAUCGAACAUUCCAAAAACAAAAAUGGCUAGAAAUGCGAAAAAACGCAGGGCAGUGAGCGACAGCGAAGAGGAAGAAUGGUGUGAUGCGGAAAAUACAGGAAAAACCGGUGAUGAUAGUCCUCCGCCGGAGUCAGCUGUAGCAACCAAUGGAGGAAGUGAUACGAACGAUGAGGAAGCCAAAGUGGACGACGAUGGUGGCAACGACAGUGCGCCUUCCGCUAGCACAACCGGCAGAAGCCGACGAGCGGCCACUAGAUCUUGCCGCACUAAUCUACGUACCGGGCUCACCUCGGAUGAAGAUGGCGAUGAAGCAAAGGACGAUUUCCAAACGCGUAAAAAACGUACCCGCGUUAGGAAAAACUCAUCCUCUUCCGACGAGAAAAAGCCCGCCAAACCGAAGGUAACUAAACGUAGGCGCAUUAAGAAAAAUUCUUCGGACAGUGAGGCCGAUUCGCCCAACAAAGGACGGAAGAACAUUCGCAAGUUGAUGAAGAAAAAAGAUCUUGAUGAAACGACGAAAAAUGCGGAGCAGGUGGAGCGGGAACGCAAACAGCGCGUCGCUGAGCGACAAAAACUGUACAACCAAGAGGCUUACGAUGAGAAACCGGAACAGAUACGGCCACUAGAGAAGCUGGUGUUGGAUUUCGAUGAAGAGACGGCGGAAGCGCUGCUUGAGAUGGAUAAACGGCUAGUGAAGCAGCUAAAACCGCACCAAGCAAACGGAAUUAAGUUUAUGUUCGAUGCUUGCUGUGAAAGCUUAGAGCGGUUGCGAGAAACAGCCGGCUCUGGAUGCAUUCUAGCUCACUGCAUGGGUCUCGGCAAAUCGCUACAGGUUGUGGCCCUCUCACACACACUGCUCUCCAACGCGGAUAUAACGGGGAUCGAACGAAUUCUGGUGGUUUGUCCAUUAUCUACCGUGCGCAAUUGGGUAAAUGAGUUUAAAAUCUGGCUGAAGCAUGUUGAAAAGGGAUCGAGAGUGGAGGUAUACGAAAUAUCAAGGUACAAGGACAACGUAACACGAGCGAACAGACUGAUGGAGUGGCACAACGAAGGCGGUGUGAUGAUCUUGGGUUACGACAUGUUUCGCAACCUAGCCAACCCCACGGCUCCUCGUUUACGAAAGAAAGUUCGUGAAUCGCUUCAAACUUCACUCAUCGAUCCCGGACCGGAUAUGAUUGUUUGUGACGAAGGACAUCUAUUGAAGAACGAGAAAACUUCACUCUCUAAGGCUAUAACUCGCAUCAAAACGAUGCGUCGCAUAGUGCUUACCGGUACUCCGAUUCAGAAUAAUAUGAAAGAGUAUUACUGUAUGGUACAGUUUGUGAAACCGCAGCUGCUCGGAACGUACACGGAGUACAUGAACCGUUUUGUGAAUCCUAUCACCAACGGACAGUACACCGACUCGACACCAUACGAUAUUCAGCUGAUGCGGAAACGUGCACACGUACUGCACAAGCUGCUGGAUGGGUGUGUGCAACGGCGUGAUUAUUCCGUACUUGCACCAUUUUUGCCACCGAAAUUGGAAUUUGUGGUGUCAGUUCAACUGACUCCAAUGCAAAUUGCACUGUAUAAGUACUAUAUGGAACAUUUUGCUGGCAAAAGGCACGAAGAUUUGAUGCAAAAACGGUCAUCGAUGCUGUUCUCGGAUUUUCAAAACCUGCAGCGAAUAUGGACUCAUCCGAGAGUACUACGGUACAACAGCGAUCGGUAUGAAAUAAACCAACAAAAGAAGCGAGAUCUUGAUUCGGAUGCGGAAUCGCUGGGUUCUAUGAAAGACUUUCUAGACGACAGUGAUAGCGAACAGUCGACAUCUUCGGAAUCAUCUUCUUCCGAGUCGGACGAUGAUGUAAAAGUCCUUGAUAAUGAUAGCGAAAGUAAUGCGGGCUCGGUCGAAUCAAGUAAGACCAACGAGAAGCCGGCAUCCAGUGAAGGGCCCUCCGCAGCUAAAACCACUGGACGACGAACUCGUAAAAAUGGUAUUGUAGAAGAGGAACCACCAGAACUAUCAAAACCGGAAAACCCGACCGAAUGGUGGAUGCAGUUGUGCCCCGAAUCAGAGCUGGAUAAUCUCGAGCACUCGGGCAAAUUGAUGCUGUUGAUGGAAAUUCUCAAGGAAUGUGAAGCUAUCGGUGAUAAGUUAUUGGUUUUCUCGCAAUCUCUGUACUCGCUCGACGUGAUUGAACAUUUCCUAUCCUUGCUGGACGAUAAUGCACAAAAGGACGAGGAUGAACAGGAUGAGAUACUGAGCAAAUAUCCUUGCUCGUGGUCACUCGGGUUGGAUUAUUUCCGGCUCGAUGGUUCGACCUCGAUUGACAACAGGAACGAUGCGUGUAAAGUUUUUAACGACGAAAACAACACACGGGCUAGAUUGUUUUUGAUAUCAACGCGUGCGGGUGGGCUGGGCAUCAAUCUGGUCGCCGCUAACAGAGUCGUUAUCUUCGACGUAUCAUGGAACCCGUCGCACGAUAUCCAGAGCAUCUUCCGUGUUUAUCGUUUUGGGCAAACGAAACCGUGCUACAUUUACCGCUUUAUUGCAAUGGGCACCAUGGAGGAGAAGAUCUAUGAACGGCAAGUGACGAAGCAAGCGAUAUCGAAACGUGUGAUCGAUGAGCAGCAGAUCGAUCGACACUACAAGGAAAAUGAUCUACAGGAGCUAUACCGCUAUGAUGUGGAACCGAGCGAACCGCGUCCUACUCCCAACCUUCCGAAGGAUCGAUUGUUUGCGGAGCUGCUGCAGCGGUUUGACAAACUGAUCUACAAGUACCACGAGCACGAUUCGCUGCUGGAGAACAAAGAGGAGGAGACGCUUAAUGAGGAAGAACGAAAGGCAGCUUGGGAGGAGUUCGAACAGGAGAAGAACCGUCCCCCGGUACCGGCCUAUGGGAUGGGUAUGGCCAAUAUGGGUAUGGGCAUGGGAAUGGGCGUUGGAAUGGCAGGCCGAGUAGCUGGUCCGGUGACAUCGAGUUCCACCUAUGGCAUCCGGAACGAUGUUUUGCUUAAGCUGCUCAACAUGAAGGCUCGCCAGGAUAACCCGACAUUGAGUGAUAACGUUGUCAACAGUAUGAUACCGUACAUGAUGCAGGAACUGUACCGUCAAAUGAACGAAGGGGAUCUAACGUUCUACAAGAGUUUGUUGGAGCUUCAACUUAGGCUGGAAGUUCCAUCGGCAAACAUGCAGCAGCAGGGAAUACGGUUCGCGAUGCCGGCCAACGCUGGUAUGGUAGGGCAAACAGUUCCUCAGCCGAUGAUGAUGAACGCAGCCGGUAAUGUGGCAUCGACCGCAACUCAGUUCGGUAACAUGCAGAUGCAAGGACCGGGACACAGUGGGAUGCCUCAGCCGGGCAUGAUGAUUCCCAAUGCCACCGGCGUGCAACCGACCACACUCCCUCGUCCGCUCAAUAUCGAUCCUGAAAUUGUAGAGUUGGACUAAAGCGUUCUAUCACGUUUCUCCGUAUUGCAGUACGAUACCAAACUUUUCCAUCGUACUGCUGUGUAAUUUGAUUAAAUUAAAAGCUCAACAAACUGUACGAUCAACUUUCGUGUGCUUAUAUACGUAACAGUCUACUAUGGAAGGUUAAAAAUAAGAAAUGUAGAAAUGAUCUAUCUAGCAACUAUCGCGUAAAUAUUUUUUCUCGGGAUGAUUUAUGAGGUGAAGAGAUGAUGUGGUGCUGUAUGUCAAUAAAUCUAUCAUUUCCUUCUUUGUA
Anopheles darlingi is the source of this 4981-nucleotide messenger RNA. RefSeq names its product transcriptional regulator ATRX homolog. Bases 310 to 4707 code for a protein of 1465 amino acids. The transcript has 14 exons. NCBI's taxonomy places the organism in Eukaryota, Metazoa, Arthropoda, Insecta, Diptera, Culicidae. Gene Ontology annotation, molecular function: ATP-dependent chromatin remodeler activity; ATP binding; ATP hydrolysis activity. Gene Ontology annotation, cellular component: nucleus. The record is from RefSeq and is a predicted model, not a curated record.